CAGCAUUACAGUUUCCAUUUGUGUUGAAGAGAGCUCAGGGGCAAUGGAUCGGUUUUGUGCGUUUACCGUGUUUGACCGCGUCCCGAUCGAGCGGCUGUUCAAACCCACUGCUGCUGCUGCCGCCUCUCUUGAAGGAGGACGAGCUGCUGCUGCUUUUGCUGCGACACCCACUGCCAUUGUGCGCUUGGCCAAGUCCGUUGACGGCGGGCUGCUCGUCGAUCGCGCACACGUCGCUCGAGCAAAGCCCGCUGCUGCUGCGGACUCCACUCCAGCCCAGCAGCAACGGAGUCCGCUGAAUGAAGCAGCGAAUUCAACCUUGUCAAGCACGGAUGCGAGUCCAGCAGCGCAGUACUCGUGCUCGACAUGCUCGGCCGAACUCGAGUCGCUCGAUGCUCAGAGAGAGCACUUUCGCUCAGAUUGGCACCGUCUCAACGCGAAACGCAAAAUCCGAUCGCUGCCCGCUCUGACGAUUGCUGCCUUUGAGGCGAUGCUGGCCAACGACGCGACCGUUUCGGAUGUAUCGAGCAUUUCUGGCUCAGACUCUGACUCGGAAGAUGACAGGCAAGAAAAGCGAAAGCUUGCUCUCGAGAACAAGAGCCUCGUGGCGAAAACACAAUCCGUGGACGGCGAUCAUGACGACGACGAAGCCAUCAACCCCGAAGAAGGCGACCAGGAUGCCACGCACGGCGGACCCCGCGUCUUUUUCACGGUUCAGCACCUCGACAACAGGGUGUUUUCAGUGUAUCGUGCCGCCCUCGCACACACUCGUGCCCAGAUGACGCUUCGAGACCUCGUUGACACCCCUGCAGCGGAAGUUGAGGCGUCGAUUUUGGCGCUUGCCACCCCCGCUGUUCGAAAGUCCUGCGUCUUGAUGUGCAGCUCGGGUCAUUUCGCAGGCAUUGUAUUUGAUGGCAAUUCCAUUGUUGCUCACAAGACAUUCCAUCGCUAUACCAUCCGCGCCAAACGCGGUACAGCCCAAUCAACAAUGGACAGCCGGAGCGGCGGCCAUGCCCCCAAGUCUGGAGGCGCCUCGCUUCGUCGCUACAACGAGGCAGCCCUGGAGCAGGAAAUCCGUGAACUGAUGGCAGAGUGGUCUCUGCUUUUGACCGAAUGCGCCUACUUGAUUGUGCACGCGCCUGGUGCCAACCGCAGGAUUUUCUUUGAGCCUGGAGCAAGCAAGCAGUCCGUCGCACCGAUUGCUCGAGACGACCCGCGUGUGCGAAAGGUCCCAUUCAUGACCCGACGGCCGACAUUGAAGGAGGCUGAGCGACUCCAUUCGCAGUUCUUUAUGAUUCUUCAGCACGAUGUGGCCAAACUUGCCCAGCCCGCUCUCGAGACUGCGCUUGCAACGGAUGCUGGUGGUAAUGCCACCAAGAGCAGUUACAGCAGCAGUGGCGAUGCCGACAACAACGGCAACGAAAGCGCAGCAUCGGUCGACGAUGAUGUCGACAGUCUCGAGGACCUGGUGGACGAGGAUGAGCAGGAUCCGUUUUACAUUGCCUGCAAGAAAGGCCAUGUCUCGACUAUCGCUGCCUUGAUUGACAUUGUCAAGGAACAAGGAGAGUUCAUGUCUGCGUCGUCCACGCCCGCUGCCACGCCGGAUGUGGUCGAGUUCCACGACGCGCAGCCCGAAUUCACGCCGCUCAACAACGACCUGACCCUGUUUCUCCACUCGGUCCAUGGUGAGCACUUGUGGACGCCCCUGCACGUCGCAUCUGCGAACGGCCAUGCCGAGACUGUGACCAAGCUGCUUGUGGAAGGCGCCGAUCCGACGCGAAAAGACGUGCUGGGACGGACCCCUUACAUUGUCGCCUCGAGCAAGCCCGUGCGGGAUGCCUUCCGCCGUUACCGAGGCGCCAAUCCCCACUCGUGGGACUAUGCUGCGUCGUCCAUUCCCACUGCACUUACCGAAGAGUUGGAGCAAGAGCAGGAGCGUAAACGCCUCGAGCGCGAGCGCGCCAAGCGCCAGCGCCGCAAGGCCAAAAGAAAGCAAGGCUCUUCAACUGCUGCCGCUGCCUCGGGUGACCAAGAGGACAAUGAUGACGACAGUUCUGACGAUGACACGCCAGCACCGCCCAAAGGCAGUGCUGCUGCACCAAAACCUAGUGCUGCGGAUGCGGUGGACGCGGACGACGAAGCCUUGCAUGUCGCAAUGCGGGAGGCUGCGCGCGAACGCUUUGCUGCCAUGUUCACGCCAGCCGCCGGUGCCAACCAUGCCCAGCAGCCGCCGCGGUCAACGCCGCCGUCUGGCAGACCCGUACCACGCGAGUCGGGUCGCCCGCACACCCCUUCGAGUGCUCGCGGCCCGGGUGCUGGGCGAGGUGCGUCGGUGGUGGCGCGCGGAGGUAGCACUGGCGGGUCUCGCACUGCAACCCAUCAACCUCCAUCAGCGGCCAAUCCACCUCAACGGCCAGCGACAACAACCUCGUCCGCCAAUGCCUCGCGCACACAGCCACCGCGGCCCCCGACCAUCCCCGUUGCCCAGCCCUCCGCCGACGAAGCGCGUCUCCAGCGGCUCAAAGCGGCCGAAGCACGUUUGAAACAGCCACCUUCGACCUCGAGCGGCAACGUGUCGGCACCGACACCUGCAACCCCGCCCCCAACCCGCUGCUCCUUCUGCAACUUUGUGAUUGCGGGUUUGCCACCGUUCACGCGUCUGUCGUACGUGUAUUGUUCGCUUGAUUGUGUGCGAGAGCAUCGCAAGUUUGUUCCUUAAGGACCUUGUCCCUUGUCAUCUCGAUCGCACGAUUUGUGGUACAACAAAAAAUCACCUUUUGCUACUUUUGAGUACACAGUAGAAAUUUUUUUAAAUCAC
Messenger RNA from Capsaspora owczarzaki ATCC 30864, 2815 nucleotides. RefSeq lists its product as hypothetical. Gene Ontology annotation, molecular function: protein binding. Bases 44 to 2716 code for a protein of 890 amino acids. The record is from RefSeq and is a predicted model, not a curated record. The transcript is spliced from 5 exons. NCBI's taxonomy places the organism in Eukaryota, Filasterea, Ministeriida, Capsasporidae.